AUGAGCUCGUUUGGCGCGAAACGAAAGGCGCGGGUCAUCAAAGUUGGUUAUGACGAUGGCGAGAGCAGCGGGGACGCGCCAUCAGUGGCCGAAGGCGGAAUCGUCAAAGAUGAUGCUGUGAAGCCGGCGUUUGUGUCUAAAGUAGGCCGGAAGCCAUUCCGCCAAUCUGGACUACGGAAUACGUUCAAUCCACGAGACGAAGAUGCAUCAGGCGGCAAGGAGGAGACCUCACAGGGCAACGACGAAGAUGACGACGGCCCGGCAGUCGUACGGCCGAAUAACAAUCGAGCGGGCUCAUCGAAGCUGAAGAAAAAGACUCCAAAAGCAAAGAUUUCGUUUGGCGACGAUGCAGGGGAACAGGAUGACGAGCCAGGUAGCGAUUUUACUUCGGGAAAGCCGGCAAUGGGGCAGGAAGUACUUGAAAAGAACACUAUCAAACGAGGAAUGGCUGCCCGAGGGCUACCGUUACCUGUUCGAUCAUACCAGGAUGAUGACGACCGGCCAAAAUACAGCAGAGAAUAUCUCGAUGAGCUUCAAUCAUCAACACCAAAUACCCCGAGCGACCUCUCAUCUCUCAAAGCGAACCUCGACGACGAAAUGGAUCUGGAUCCAUCCGAACUAGAAGGAGCUUUGAUAGUAGACUCCCCUAUACCGCCGCCCAUUGGUCAGCCGCAGACCACUCAGAUCCUCACCGAAGCUGAAAUCCGCGAAAAGAAAGAGCGCAGAGCCCGAUUAGCAAAGGAGAAAGACUACAUUUCUAUGGAGGAUGAGGAUGAUGUUCUUUUAGCUCGAAAGAAAAAGGACGAAACUCGGUUGGUUGCUGAGGAUGAGGACUUGGGAGAGGGUUUCGACGAGUACGUUGAAGACGGUGGACUUUCACUAGGCAAACGCGCGGAAAAGGAGCGACGAAAACAGGAUCGUCAAAAGAUGGCCGAGCUCAUCAAUGCAGCCGAAGGCCAUACCUCAGAUUCCUCAUCAGACAGCGAUGCCGAGCGACGAAUCGCCUACGAAACAGCGCAGACGCGUGCAGGAAUGGAUGGCCUAAAGAAGCCGAAGAAGGACCCCAACGAGCAGCUGUUACAAGUUCCGCCCAAGAUUACACCGUUGCCGAGUCUUGCAGAAUGUAUACUGCAGCUACAAGCCACACUGAAAUCCAUGGAGAGCAACAUUAAUGCAAAGGCAGCCACAGUAGAGCAGCUCACGCGCGAGAGAGACGACAUAGUGAAAAGGGAAGCGGAAGUACAGGCAUAUUUGAACGAAACGGGCAAGCAGUAUGAGGAGGCUCUGGGGCGAAAACCCAACUCUGGUGGCGGAAUCGCUGGCGCUGAAUUAGCCGGCGAGAGAGGUUUGGAGAGCUUGGGAGCAACGCCACUGAACGAGGUUAAUAUGGAGGAUAGAGAAUGA
Molecule: messenger RNA, 1404 nt
Organism: Trichoderma aggressivum f. europaeum
Lineage: Eukaryota; Fungi; Ascomycota; Sordariomycetes; Hypocreales; Hypocreaceae
Exons: 2
Coding region: 1-1404 (467 amino acids)
Biological process (GO): spliceosomal complex disassembly; mRNA splicing, via spliceosome
Cellular component (GO): U2-type post-mRNA release spliceosomal complex; nucleus
Molecular function (GO): DNA binding
Source: RefSeq, a predicted model, not a curated record